AAAUACCCGUCACUUAUGACCAUGACCUGAAUAUCAUCAAAUCGGGAGGCGUAGAAUUCAUCGGAGUGGAGACUUCGAAAGCCCCUCUUCGGCAAUCCAGCCACAGUGAUCCCCUUCUUGAAACCUGUGAGUUCAUCCAUUACGAUAGCCCUGAGAACGAAUAUGAUUUGGAUAAAUCUUUGAAUAUCGCAUUAGAGAUCAUCUCACAGAACACCACUGGACUGAUUAAGCAAAUCAAAAUAUGCGAGGUCGCACCUAGCGAUACGGACGAACUACACAAAAAACUAGCAGAAAAAAUCAAUAGACUAAUACUAGCUGAGGUUGACACUUGCAAAUGUGAACCACAUGAGAUAAACUCCGAGUAUGAUGUGAUAGCUCUCUCGAAUGAAGUGGACAUCAAGUUGGAAUCUCUCGCAGAACAUCUAACCACUACUGGCUUCAUCCUUUAUAAGGGAUCUUACAGAGAGGACCAAACUUCCACUUUGCAAAUCAUUUUCAGAUCAACAGCCGGUGAAGAUGGCCUCUUCUUGCUCAGGCCCCGCUUUGAGUUUCCUGCGAACUACGCCGUGGUCAACAUCCGCAACUCUGACUUCGAUUGGUUGGACAAGCUGAAAGCUUUAUUGAAAACUGAAGAAGGCAAAGUAGUUUAUCUCUUCAGCCAAGGGGAGGAAAUGAAUGGGAUCAUGGGUUUGAUGAAAUGUUUACUUGCUGAACCGAGUUUGCUCACGUUCAGAGCUAUUUUUGUGGAUCAGGAAACCGAUACGUUUUCUAUAGACGACGAUUUUUAUCGAGAGCAACUCAAGAAAAAUCUCACCUUCAAUAUAUUGAGGAAUAACGAUUGGGGUACUGUCGUCCAUUUGCCUCUACUGCAAGUAGAGCAGAAACCAGUUGGGAAUGCGGCGUUGGGUAUUUCGUCGGUUGGUGAUCUGUCCACACUCAAUUGGGAAGAGAGGCCCCUGUCGUCGAUAAAAAUCUUCAAUGACUCGGAGCUGAUAUAUAACUUCUACUGUGCUCUCAACUUCAAAGAUGUCAUGAUAGCGAGCGGCAAACUCCAUAUAACAGAUGACAUCAACAUACCGACUGCUCCUGAUAUUAACAUCGGUCUGGAAUACUCUGGCAUCACGGACUCUGGAAGAAGAGUUAUGGGUUUAUUGGGAUACGAAGCUAUGUCUUUGCAGGUGCAGAGUGAUCCCGCUUUCCUCUGGGAUAUCCCGGACAGCUGGAGUUUGAGAGACGCCGCUACGGUUCCUUGCGUUUAUGCUACGAGCUAUUAUGCGUUAAUCGUCAAAGGAAAAAUGGUACCGGGAGAGUCCAUAUUGAUUCAUGCGGGAACCGGAGGCGUCGGAAUGGCCUCCAUUUGGAUUGCUCUCAGUAUGGGUUGCAAAGUAUUCACUACGGUCGGCAGCCAGGAGAAGAGAGAUUACAUCAAGAAAAUGUUUCCCAAAUUGGAGGAUAGAAAUAUUGGAAACUCAAGAGACGCCUCUUUUGAAAAAAUGAUUAUGAAAAAUACCAAAAGAAGGGGCGUAGAUCUGGUACUGAACUCACUGUCGGGAGAAUUAUUCCAAGCUUCGUUGAGAUGUGUUGCAAAACACGGGCGAUUCCUGGAAAUUGGAAAAGUGGAUUUAUCCAAUGGAACCCUGAUAGAUUCCAAAGUAUUUUUGAGGAAUUGUAGUUUCCAUUCUGUACAACUGAACGAGUAUAUAAAUUCUAAAUCUUUAUGUAAAAAAGAAUUACAUAAUCUCGUUAAAGAAGGAAUAUCAUAUGGAGUGGUCAAGCCCUUACCAAGUACAGUCUUCAGUGAAACAGAAGUAGAAGAAGCCUUCAGAUUCCUGUCGUCCGGUAAACACAAAGGAAAGGUUUUGAUUGAAGUGAGAAAAGAAAAUCCGGCCACCUUAAGAUCUCCAUGUAGAAAAAUGACGGCCAUUCCGAAAAUAUAUUUUGAUCCCAAUAAAACAUAUAUUUUGAUAGGUGGAUUGGGGGGUGUAGGCCUGGAAAUGGUACAUUGGCUGGUUAGUAAAGGAGCAACCAAAAUCAUUUUGAAUUCCAGAAGGACCAUUAGCACUGGUUAUCAGUCGUAUUGCUUCAAGAAAUGGUCCCAAUACAAGGAUGUGAUCAUCGAUAUCAGCACAGAUGAUACAACGACAAUCAAGGGAGCUACAGAACUCAUCACCAAAGCUGAAAAACUCGGACCUGUUGGAGGUAUUUUCAAUUUGGCACUUGUUCUGAGGGACGCGAUGUUACUAAAUCAAACCAAGAGUAAUUUUGAGGAUGUAUUCCGUGUGAAGAUCGUUUCGGGACAAAACAUGGAUAUUGUUUCACGUGAACGUUGUAAAGAACUCGACCAUUUUGUAGUAUUUUCGUCAAUUGCUUGUGGAAGAGGAAAUAUUGGUCAGGUUAAUUAUGGAAUGGCCAAUUCGGCAUUGGAAAGGCUUUGCGAAAAGCGAAGACGAGAAAAUCUUCCAGGUUUAGCCAUUCAAUGGGGCCCCAUAGCAGACGUUGGAAUUCUUGAAAGGGCCGGCGUUGAUGACAAGAUUUUCAAUUAUCUCGUACCCCAGAACAUCACUUGCUGUUUCAACUCUAUGGAAAAGUUUAUGAUACAAUCAACCAUCGUUGGUUCUAGUACUGUAUUAGCAGACAGAAGUGGAAAGUCUACAAUGCGUGUUACAAGAAGCCCUGUCGAAGCUGUAGCCCAUAUCAUGGGGAUCAAGAAUUUAGAUUUGGUCGAUAAGUCGCUCACUCUCUCUGAGUUAGGACUUGAUUCGUUGAUGUUGGCCGAAACAAAACAAACUUUAUACAGGAACUAUCAGAUUGAACUUGAAACUGAUGAAAUUAGGGACUUGACGCUAGAACACUUGAUAUCUUUGGGAAUCGAGAAGAACGAAGCCAGUACUCCUGAGAACCCAGGCAAAAUAGAAGAAUAUGUUUACCCCCAAAAAAGGAACAUUAUGGUAGUAGAUGAAGGCGUAGUGAAGUUGAAAAAUUCUAAAGCCUUUAAGAAAAAUGUAUUCCUUCUCCAUCCUAUUGAAGGUAGCAUCAAUGACCUCAUACCUAUAGCAAAAGACAUAAAAGCCAACGUCUAUGGAUUACAAGACGCCAAAGAUAAUGAGUGUGAUAACAUUCCGAACAUUGCUAGGUCUUACAUAAAGCAUGUGAAAAACAUACAACCGAAAGGUCCUUAUCUCUUCUGUGGUUACUCAUUUGGUGGGGUAUUGUCGCUUGAGAUGGCUAAUCAACUGGAAAGCGAAGGAGAAGUUGUUGACAUCGUGUCUAUAGAAGGAUCAACCCAAUUCGUCAAAAAUACUCUAGAACCAGGUUUCGCCAGGGUUGGUAAAUCGGUAGACAAAGCCAAAUUAGCUAUUUUGGGAUCGUUCUGCUCUUACUUCCCUGAAGUGAGCCAACAAGAAGUUAUUGCUUGCUUAUCGGGAUCACAGAGCUUUGAAAGCAAACUUCAGGACGCCAGUAAAUUGAUAUCUAAGAAAACAGGCAUCGAUAGUAAUGAAAUUGCUAUGUCUCUAAUAAAAUAUGAAAGAAGGUGUGCAGCUGCAUAUCAUUAUGAACCAAAGAGUAUAUUCAAAGGAAAAAUUGUGCUGAUAAGGAGAGUCAAUAACCCAUUUGAAAAAUCAGAACACUACGGACUACAAAAGCAAUGCCAGCAGCCUGUUUCUAUCAUCAAAUUGGAAGGAAAUCACGAGACAUUAGUCAAAGGUGACAAUAUUCCAAAGAUUUCAGGAAUCCUCAACGAUUUUUUCACACUUCCUUAGAAAUUAAUGUUAAUAAUAAUAAAUAAGAAGUAUCAUGAAA
Leptinotarsa decemlineata (Colorado potato beetle) is the source of this 3801-nucleotide messenger RNA. Its product is annotated as fatty acid synthase. The record is from RefSeq and is a predicted model, not a curated record. Gene Ontology annotation, molecular function: oxidoreductase activity; 3-oxoacyl-[acyl-carrier-protein] synthase activity; fatty acid synthase activity. NCBI's taxonomy places the organism in Eukaryota, Metazoa, Arthropoda, Insecta, Coleoptera, Chrysomelidae. Gene Ontology annotation, biological process: fatty acid biosynthetic process.